GGUGUCUUGAGUUUCCAAAUCAAACUGAUUUUCCCUUGACCAGCAAAGCAAAAGGAAAAAAAAGAAAAAAAAAGGUUCUGGAGAUAAAAACCAUGGGAGAAGAGGUGUCGAUGAUGAGUAUAGCAGAAAAGGAAACAUCAGCAGACAUGAAAAGAACACACUUUGUGUUGGUUCAUGGUAUUGGUGGAGGAGCGUGGUGCUGGUACAAAAUCAGGUGUCUCAUGGAGAACUGUGGGUACAAGGUUUCAUGCAUCGAUCUCAAAGGUGCCGGCAUCGAUGGAGCCGAUGCCGGUUCUAUUCUGUCUUUUGAUGAUUAUAACCAGCCUCUCAUGGACUUCAUGUCUGCCUUGCCUGAUACUGAAAAGGUGAUAUUGGUAGGUCAUAGUGCUGGAGGGUUAAGUGUAACGCAAGCCACUCACAAAUACCCCAACAAAAUCCGUCUGGCGGUUUAUGUUGUGGCCACCAUGCUGAAAUGUGGCUUCUUGACUGAUGAAGAUGUCAAAGAUGGAAUACCAGAUUUAUCCCAAUUUGGUGAUGUGUACGAGCUAGGAUUUGGAUUGGGAGCGGAGCAGCCUCCGACCAGUGCCAUUGUUAGAAAGCAAUUCCAACGUAAAAUCAUCUAUCAAAUGAGCCCGCUGGAGGAUUCGACUCUAGCGGAGAUGCUUUUACGGCCGGGACCGAUCCUAGCACUGAGGAGUGCUCGAUUCAAAGAAGGCGAGUCGGUGGAGAAAGUGGGGCGUGUAUACAUUAGGACAAUGCAUGAUAAUGUUAUAAAACCGGAGCAGCAGGAGGCAAUGAUAAAGAAAUGGCCGCCAUCUCAAGUGCAUGCUUUGGAUAGCGAUCACAGUCCCUUUUUCUCUGCCCCCUUUUCACUCUUUGGCUUGCUCCUUAAAGUUGCAGCAACUUCGGGUGGAUGUAACUAAGCUCAUUCAUGUGUUGCUAUUUCUUAGAAUGUGAACCCAAUGAGUAAAUCACAGAACCUUAUGAACAAAGCUUGUUCAUGUAUGAA
Hibiscus syriacus is the source of this 1009-nucleotide messenger RNA. RefSeq names its product methylesterase 17-like. Gene Ontology annotation, biological process: salicylic acid metabolic process; jasmonic acid metabolic process. Gene Ontology annotation, molecular function: methyl indole-3-acetate esterase activity; methyl jasmonate esterase activity; methyl salicylate esterase activity. Bases 93 to 923 code for a protein of 276 amino acids. The transcript has 4 exons. The record is from RefSeq and is a predicted model, not a curated record. NCBI's taxonomy places the organism in Eukaryota, Viridiplantae, Streptophyta, Magnoliopsida, Malvales, Malvaceae.